Acanthaster planci (crown-of-thorns starfish) is the source of this 3306-nucleotide messenger RNA. RefSeq lists its product as uncharacterized. Lineage: Eukaryota; Metazoa; Echinodermata; Asteroidea; Valvatida; Acanthasteridae. The record is from RefSeq and is a predicted model, not a curated record.
GCAACAAGGAGCUUGAAGUGCCCAACGGAGCAGUGCUCCAUCCUUAGCUUCUUUGCAACCAUUUUGCCUGAUUUUUCAGAUAAGCCCUUUGCUACAGAUAUAACUGGAGGUGAAGUUAAGGAAGUUGGAGCACACGAUGUUCACAUGUGUUUGGUUGGCCAUUCUGCUUGUGGUAGGCAGUGUGUUGAAUCAUCCUCCAUGGUUGAAUGCAUCAGCGGCACGGCUUGGAUACUAUGAAGGUGGGACCGUUUUCUGGGAAGCUCGCAAUCCAGAUAAUCCACGAGAGAUCACUAUUGACUUUGAGUUCAACUUUGAUUCACGAAAGCACUCUUCUACCCACUACCAGUGUACUGAAGAUGACAUUGCUACACAGAAGAAACUCCGUACCGGUGGUCAGUUUCGUGUUGGCGAUGCACAACCUCUAUGGGCAGAUUAUUACUGCACACAUUUGGAUAGGAGGAGGCAUGCUGCCACUGGCGUUUACCGCAUGACGUACACUUUGCCAUCAAAUGAGGCAACUGCAGAGAUAUCAUACACAGAAUGCUGCUGGAUCCCUGGUAUUGUCAAUAACGGUCGAGACAUAGGAAACGGUAAAGGCUGGAACCUGGCAUCCACCAUCAACAUCAACCACAAGGAUGGCGUGUCCAUCAACUCACCACCCCAAGGCAAAACCUUCGCCAAGUAUUCCAUCAUGUCAGGUUGCACCUACAGCAUUCACAUUCCACAUGAUGAUGCCAACAAUGACAUUGUGAAAUGCAGGUGGACAAGCAGGAGGAAGGGGGAAUGUAACCCUAAUGCCUUGGAUAUCUGCGGGACACCGUAUUUUGACGAGGAGAGAAUUAAACCUGUGGCCAGUUUAGAUAAGGGGAGUUGUGAGCUGAGCUUUGGAGAGGUAGAAACGAUUCCCGCUGGUACCUAUGCUUUCAUGGUCAUGCUGGAGGAUUUCGCCCCCGGUAGGUCCCGCAAACCAAUGAGCAAGACCCCCGUGCAUUUCCUGAUGAACGUCUUCGACUACGAAGGUGAAUGCCGACAGCCAAUCCUCCAUGUGCCAAGGAUUUGCUUUGCCCACGUUCUUGGAGAGGAGUUCCAGAUUAAAAUGGUUGCCACUGCAACAGCCCCGUAUCACAGGAUCACCAGUAUUGACGUACAGGGUUACCCAACCGACACACCUAGGCGCGUGCCUGGCACUUCCGCCGACUAUGAGAUCACCUUUAGAUUCACGCCGACGGAGUUGAAGACUUACACAAUCUGUGCCAUGGCCAGUGAAGAUCAGAGGUUUAUCAGCACACAGUCCUGUUUCACAGUAAAAGUUAUGCGAACAGAACCAGCAGUGCUGGGAGUAGAUCGAGCCAACUCCAUUCCGGCUAAAGGUUCCCAAGAGGCUGAGGCAGUCGUUCCGAAAUGGGCCAUCAAAUUCAAGAGAAAUAUUCAGAAAGGAGUGUUCAGCCCUGCUUAUGUAACCCUCCGCGAUUCCAACGACGUCGUAGUUUGGCGCGUAGAUGCCACUGGCCCCAAUGUUGAAGUUGUAAAUGGUGACACCCUGACGUUCCCAAACAGCCACCACGUGUUCUUGGAGUACGAAGCGGAGUACACCAUCUCACUGGACGAAGGGGUGGUACAGAGUAACGACAGGAAAUGCUCGGUGAAAUCUAAACCUGCGGAAUGGAGCUUUGUGACCAAACUGCCCGCACCUGCACUGAACGAGCCCGAAUGCAGCAUAUCUUCCAUGCGUUUCUACAUUCCCAAAGCCUUAGUGGACCUUGGAGGCCAUGGACCAGAGAUCAUGCACCUACGUGACCCCCAGUGCACAGGUGCCAAUUACAAUGAGACCCACUACGUGUUUUGGACCUCCUAUGACCUAUGCGGCACAACCUUCGAGCGUAACGGUACCGAUUACACCUACGGCAACACCGUGUACAUCCCAGACGAGCCCUACCGGCCUGUGGGGACUGAGGUCACCCGGGCCCCUCACGAGGAAAUCCGCUUCACCUGUAGCAUCCCCGCCAAGACAAUCAAAACCCUGCCGUACAAUCCCAGCCCGGGCAUCACUGGUUAUCAGAUGUUCAACGGUAGGGCAGACUUCUUGGAUACGUUGGAAGACACCACCCUGAGGCUCUUCAACUCGAGAUUCGACCAGCCAUACGUGGAGGCGGCUCCUCCGCUGGACGUGGCCUUUAACAACAGGCUUUACUUUGAGGGGGAAGCCAUGUGCUCAAGUUACAGGAACUGCGACGCGUUCUUCCAGUCCUGCUGGGCCACGACUUCAGAAAACCCUUAUAAUUGGCCUCGUCAUGAACUGGUAAAAGCUGGGUGCAAAGAAGACUGGACGUUGCAGAUUCACAAUUCGGGUGCUUCUAACAAAGUCCGAUUCUCCGUGGAUGCCUUCGCCUUCCUCGGCUGGCGCAUCCACGAUACGGUGUUCGUCCACUGCAAUGUGUUCGUCUGCCCCUCCAAUGAUUACUCCUCCAUCUGCAAACGAGGUUGUGUGAAUCCUUCCUCGACGAUCUCUAAGAGGGCCGGCAGUCGUGAUGUCAUGUCGGUGGUCUCUUCUCCAGGACUGUAUUGGCAAGAAUAAUUGGGGUAUACGAUUAGACAUGAAGUCAGAAUAAUGUAUGGAUUGGUUUUGACCCUACGGUUGUAUCUGUGCCUAUGUUGCUUAAAAUUUGUGCAUCAAUUUUCCUGACGUCCGUAAAGGUUUGUGCCUAAUUGUACGUGUGAACUGUAUGUCAAGUACUCAAUUGUCGUCCUAUACUUUGCAGGAUUCGUUCAGUACAACAUAUUAAAUGUAAACUCCACAGUACAUUUGCAUAGAAGUAACCAUGUAAAUUGGUGUGUAGUAGUUAAUUUGCCAGUGAUUGAAAAUUGCACCAGAAGAUUGACUUCUUGGAGUUAACUGAUGUCUAAACAGAUUGUUUUGAUUUGUUUGUUCUUUUGUGUCUUGGUAGUUUACCAGUCUUGUAGUUUUGGGAAUACGUUUCGUUUGUGGGGCGAGGCUUUUCAGUCAGUGUUCUUCUCAGUCUAGGUCAAUAUUUUUAUUCCAGUGUAUGACAUAGAGAAAACUAUUAUAGCAGUUCCAGUUGAAUACUAAAAUAAGAAACAUCUUAUUAGUUUAGGCUAGGCUGAAGUAAGAAAGGCAACAGGAAAUCAAACAACUUGCUUUUCAGAGAACAAAAUCUGUGAAAAUUUCCUUACUGCAGAAGAUAGGGCCUAAGGUCAUCGAUAUUUGAUUAACCAGACGUUAUACGAGGCAUCAACUGAAAUAUCCAAAUGGGCUUGACUUUCACGAUAUAUCAUAGCAUUGUACGU